Molecule: messenger RNA, 5655 nt
Organism: Synchiropus splendidus (mandarinfish)
Lineage: Eukaryota; Metazoa; Chordata; Actinopteri; Syngnathiformes; Callionymidae
Gene: ak9
Product: adenylate kinase 9
Exons: 36
Coding region: 604-5619 (1671 amino acids)
Biological process (GO): AMP phosphorylation
Cellular component (GO): cytoplasm
Molecular function (GO): AMP kinase activity; nucleoside diphosphate kinase activity; ATP hydrolysis activity
Source: RefSeq, a predicted model, not a curated record
ACCAAAAAUAUUGGGCAGCAAAUCGGGGAAACAUACGUUUGUCCAAGCCGUUGCUUUAACAUCGUCGGUACAUUAUGAGGACAAGUCUACUCACGUUUGGGAAGGAAAGUGAUUUUGCAUUCCCGUACAAUCGAACACACUCGGAAACGUCACAACGCAUUAACUGUGAAUUGUGUACUUGAGAGGCCUUGAACGCACCAUGCAGGACCUGUUGUGUUGUUGUGCUUGUUGCCAUGACGACUCCUGACCCUGGCGCCGCAGGAAAGAAGUUGUGAUGUUCACUUCUGUUUUUUGCUUUUUUUUUUUGUGGUUGUUUAUGCGCCGUUUGGAUACGUGACAUAAUCCUGGUGGUUUGGAAGUGCAGGCGCCUUAACUUGCAGUGAUAGGGUUCUGGUGGGACUUUGACUGAGUUCUGACCCGAGUCAACACGACUUUGAUGAUGUUCUGAGGAGGAGGCGACUAAAUAGCUGUUGUGGGAAUUUUAAAUUCAUUCCACAACAGGAAGUGAUGGACUCCAGCUGAGUAUUUUCUCAGCAUGAAAUACAGCCAUUUAUUUUAAUGUCUGUCCUUUAUUAUUAUUAUUGUGCGUGAAGAGGUUUUAAAAUGGACCUGACUGUGGAGAUAGACAUACCUCAAUGUAAAGACUGGAAAGAGACUCCGGUGUCUUUUGUGGACAACCUGAUCGAAGAUGAAGCUGAAAGAAAAAGCUUCACCAAACCUAUAUGUUUUAUUGUCAUUGGAAAGCCGGGCGUGGGCAAAUCUACACUGGCCAGGAAGAUAGCCGAGUCCUGGAAUUGUAUUUUGAUCGAUGACACUGAACUCAUCGACACACACAUGAAAAGUACUACAAACGAAGGGAUUGCUCUCUUGGACGUCCUCUCUGACGGCAGAAGUGUUCCGGACGAGAUGGUGCUGCAGCUCAUCAUAGCCCGACUGAAGUGCACUGAUAUCGACCACUACGGCUAUGUUCUGAGCUGCCUGCCCUUCAUGUCAGAGGACAUCAUGACCAUUCAGGAGCAGAUCGAUCUGGUCAUGAAUCUCAAGCUGAUCCCAGAUUUUAUCAUCAAUAUCAAGUGUGAUGACCAGGAUCUGGUAGACAGGCUGUCAGGUCUGAAGCAGGACCCCAGAACUGGGCUGCUCUACACCAGGGAGCAGUGGAAGUACGAAGACGUGUUUUGUCAAACGGAAAAUGAAGAUGGAGACGACGAGGAAGAAGAGGAGAAGAUGGAAGAGCCUGCAGAACCGCUACUGGAGAAAAGCACCAUCGACCAGAUGGUUUGGGUGCCGGAACACUUGACAGCAAGCGCUUCUCAGAGGAUCAAGCAGUACAAGGACUCCAUGCUCCGACCGUUGGAGGACUACAUGAUCAACCACAACCCUCUGUUCCUGCUGGAGCUGGACGGAAAAACCUCACCAGAACAGCUACAGUCGUAUGUCAUGUCCCGGCUGGAGUCCAUGGCCAUACAGAGAGUUCCUGUCCCAAUGCUUCUGCAGCAGGACGAUGAGGAGCUCCCGGAGGACAUCACCACCGAGGACCUGUACAGAAUCAUGUCCUCCAGAACGCUGGUUCCUGGCUUCAGAUGGAGGAGAAGCCGCUGGGGUCGGAUAUGUCCGGUUGCUCUGAGAGAGGGCAAAGUUGUUCAAGGCAAACCCGAGUUCCCAGUCGGCUUCCACGACAAACUCUACAUCCUCUCAUGUCAAGAAGCUUAUCAAAAGUUCCUCGCAAACCCCCGUAGAUAUCUGCUCCCUCCGAUGCCCAGAAAGCCCUGCAGGAUUGCCAUCAUCGGACCCCCCAUGUCGGGGAAGUCCACCCUGUGUAAACUGCUGGCAGAGCACUAUGAGGCGGUGGUCCUGGAUGUGGUGGAACUGGCUCGGCCCAUUCUGCAGCAGUCGGAGGAGGAGAGGCUGGAGAAGAUUCGAGAGGAGACUAUACAGUUGGCCAUAGAGAAGGUCAAGAGGAAGUACGAGGGGCAGGACAUCACAGUGAUGGAGGACCAUCCAGAAGUGGUGGAAGUCAUCGCCAGCACCCUGGAGGAGGCCAGACAUAGGAAGAGAUCUCCCUCAGACGUCUACGUGGAGGUCGCGUUGAAGCACAUUAAAGCGAUUGAAGAGGCCACUUGUGACUCCAGAGCCUGGACCGGCUGGGUGCUCGAUAACUUCCCCUACAACAUCUCACAAGUGGACACAUUCACUCAGUCAGACGUCAAAAUUGACACCAUCUUCUGCCUCAGGGACAACGGUGAUGAGAUUAUACGUCGAUAUAACAAGAGAAAGAAGAUAAGAGAAAUGCGACUGCAAAAGCAAGAGGAGGGUCUAGACGAGCCAGAGCCAGAGUCUGAAGACAUCCCACCGGUCGAUGACGAACCAGAAGAGUUCAACCCCAAGGAUUUCAAAAAGCGCUAUCACAAUUUUAUAUCCGACUGGAAAAAAGUCACGUCCACUCUGAAGGUGGACCACACGUUUCUGGACAUCGCUGGACGGACACCCAACCACCACAAGAACGAGAUAGUCAGGCAGCUGGAGAAUGAUUUCAAGUACACACCGUGGGAGCUGUCCACCGUGGACCUGGAUGAAGAGAGGGAGGACAACGAUGCUCUGGAAGAGCUGGAACGAGCAGUGAAAGCACAGCAGAAUAACAGAGAGGGCGACAAUGAGCGAGGCGACGUGGAGGAGAAAAGACUUCUGGGUGACACGCUUCACUUCUGCCCAGUGUCCCUGAAGCAACACAACGUCGUGGUGGCCUGCACGGACGACAUCGCUGCCAAGUACAGGGAGAAAACCUACUACUUCUCCAGUAUCGAGGCCAUGGAGACCUUUUUGAAAAGUCCUGACCAGUUUGUGGCCAAGCAUGAACCUCUGAAGCCUCCUGCUCUUCGGGUCAUCCUGCUGGGGACACGAGGGUCUGGGAAGACCACUCAGGGCAAGUGGCUGGCAGAGCACUUUGGGCUUUUUUACAUCCAGUUUCGGGAGCAGCUGCAGGCGCUCAUCAUGGCCAAGACACGGCAGGAGAUUCCUCGGAUGGAUGAGGUGGAGGACACGGAGGAGGCGGACAAUUUGGAGAUACUGAUCAAGAAGGCCAAGGGGGAGGAGAUCGUGGAGGCGGUCAGCGCUUCAGAUGACGCAGAGGAGAUGGGACUCGAUGAGGAUGAGAAACAUAUCAUGACCUACCUGUCUGAAGGAGCUCCUCUGCCACCAAAGCUACUGGACACAGUUGUUGCACCGUUCUGGACCAAAGAACCCUACAUGUCAACAGGUUUCAUCCUGGAGGGCUUCCUCCAGAACCCUGAGGAGGUGCAGUACAUGCUGCAGAGGCAGCUCUUCCCAGACGUGGUGGUGGUGAUGACGAUGGCGGUGAUCGACGUGCAGAGGCGCCUGCUGCCCGGGUACAUGCAGAGAUGGCGAGAAUAUCGCAGCUUCAUCCGAUCGCAGCAGAGAAUUUUGCACGAGCUGCGGAAGAAAGCCCGGGAGGAGAGCAUUGCUCAGAGACGGGCUGAACUGCUGUCGGAGAGAGUGGAGGUCAAGAAGUCGGACUAUUUUGAGGAGGAAGAGCAGCCGGCCAACACUGAGGAGGAGGUGCAAGCCCUGCUGGAGGAGGAGUUCCCCUCCGAUGAGGAGAACGAGGAGAACGAUGCCGAGGAGUCGGAGGCCACUGCUACCGAGCGGCUGGAGAUGGCGAUAGAGAAGCGCUUUGUGGCAGAUGAAAACAUCCUUUUGACUGUGACGGACCUGCUGAGCGAACAGAACAUCCCCAUCGUCUCCAUAAAUGCGUUCCGCAAACUGAACAUCGUGCGACAUCAGCUGCUGCAGAGAAUCAAGCCACUGCUGUCGAACAGAGAGUCACUCUUCCAACGAUGCCAACCCAUCCAGUACAUCCUGGCGCACAAACUCCUGGCGUCUUCCUUCAAGUUCCACAGCGGCUUCGGCUGCUUGGACCCCGUCAAAAGAUACAACGAAGGAGAUGUGAUCCAGCCUCUGCAGUGGCCCCUCGACACCACCUACCCGCUCCUCUUCCACCAGUAUAUCUAUUUCUUCGCCAAUAGAGAAAACCGAGACGCAUUUUCUCUCAAUCCGCUGAAAUAUCUUCGGCAGAGGAAACCAUACCCAUCCCUUCCUGUCAGAUUAGCUAUUGUGGGACCACCCAAAUCUGGGAAAACCACAGUCGCCAAGGUGUUUGCUCAGAAGUACGGUUUGGCUCGACUCUCCAUCGGCAGCGUCAUGCGCAUGGUGCUCAACGCUCAGGAGAACAGCUACCUGGCCGUCCAGAUGAAGAAGCACCUGCACUUGGGCCUGGUGGUGCCGGAUGAACUGGCCAUCGAGUGUCUGCAGGUGGCUCUCAUGAGUCUAGUCUGCUGCACUAAAGGAUAUAUUUUAGAUGGGUAUCCAAAAACUGUCAAGCAGGCAGAGAUGAUGGCGUCCCUGAGCAUCAUCCCCAUGUUGGUGAUAGAAAUUGAGCUGGACACGGUGGAGAUGUUGAGGAGGGGCAAGGUGGACAAGGAGAACCCGAACAAGCCUCACCUGAUGCAGGACAGCCCAGAGAACCUGCACACUCGGAACGCCUGCUACAAACAGGAACUGCAUUGUCUGAGGCAACACUACCAACUCCAGUACCGAAACUGGAUCCGGCUGAACGGCUUGAAGAGCAAGUGGUGCAUCUGGGAAAGCAUCGUGAAAGAGACCAGCGUCAGCAUGAAGUACAUCCACACCUUCGUGGAGAGAAUCAAUAACGGUCAAGCCGCAUGCAUCCACAGACUGUGUGUGAAACCUGUCGAGCUGUACGCUCGCCUGGGGGAGUUCAAGCUCUACUGUCCCGUGUGUCUGGCCCUGCACUACCAUCUCAAGGACGGUUCUGAAAACGAGUACCUGAAGAACGCGGCUGAAUACAGGGCGAAGUACUACAAGAUGUGCGACAGAGAUCACUUGGAGAUGUUCCUGACCUCUCCGGACGAAUUCAUCCCUCCCAACUGUCCGUAUCAACUUCCUGAGGACCACCUGCUUCCCAAAAAACUGACUGAGGCAGACGUGAAGGAGAGAUUCCCACAGCAGGUUGAGCUGAAGGGAUUCUGUCCAGUCACUUAUCUCGACGGCCACAAAAGAUAUGAAGCUUUAACCCCAGGAAGCAUCAAGUACGCCGUGGAAUACCUCGGUCGAAUCUACAUUUGCCAGUCCAUGGAAAAGCAGUACAAGUUUUUAAGGUCUCCUCAUGAUUACGCCAACCAUACACUCCCGUGUAAAGUCCCGCCCCUGACUGAGCCCGUGCCCCUCACUUCACUUCCUAUACUGGGCUACCUGGAGCAGGGAAUCGCAGUUGCUGCUACCAAGGCCAUGACGGCGGUUGGAUGCCUCAAACCCAAGUAUCCGUUUCUCAACGUGCAGCGCUCGGCGCUCAUCUAUGUGGCCUUCUAUCUGAAAGCCUUCAACCACAAGAGCAAAGACCACGUUCGUCAGAAGUACAAGAAGAAGCUGGCCGUGUUUGAGGAGACGUGUGAGCUGAUCCCCUACCUGAGCUCCGCCAUGAAGCCUGGCUAUAAACUCACCAACGAACGGCCGAUUGACUUUGAAUACAAGCUGAAGAGGUUCCUAGCCUUGGGGGAGGGGCCAGCGGCCCACGGCCUGCAGUAGCUCUCGCUCCAAAACCAGAAGCAAAUAAACAUUUAU